AUGACAGGUGUUAGAGGACGAUAUCAUGCAGGACGCAGUGGUUCUAGACCUAACUCAUCUGGGUCUACUGCUGCUUCCACCUCAUCUACUAUAGCACCACAUAUUUUGGGGGAUAUUUCACCGGCCUCCCUCCCAUCAGCAUCUCCUGUUGCUAUCCCUGCAGUUGCUUCUUCACCGACCCUUCCUGCAGAGUCACCAGUACAUCCAUCAUCUCACUCGACUUCCAGUCAUUUUACAUCCCAACCAUUACAUGUUAUAGAGCAAGAUGACGAUGGGAGCAUCUUUUGUCGUACAAUUAUUAUCUCCCAUAUUAUAUCGACAAUCUUCAAGAAACGUCUUCAUAAGGAAGGUCAUGUUUGGAAAGAAGUGCCUUCGGAGACAAAGGGCUUGUAUUGGGAUGAAUUUGCUAAAUGGGAACAAGAUGAAGCUUUCAAGAAACGGUCUACACAAGCAUCGCUGAACCGUUUGAGUGAGACAGGUGGCCUUGGGGCUGGUCCUUCCCGCCAUACUGGGGGUUCUAUAUCUUCAGCAGAGCAUAAAAGACGAAUGACACAUGAGUUUGGGAGAGAGCCUACACUGAUUGAAUUGUUUGAACGAACUCAUUCUAAAAAAACUGAGGAAGGACAUAUGGUGUAUGUCGACAGAUGUUCUUCGAGUGUCGCUGAAAUGUAUGGACAGUUGCUAGAGCAGGCAACUCAACCAAAUGAAGGGUCUGAGGAGCCUCAGCAGCCAGAUUGCGAUCAGAUAUUGAUCCAGGCUGCCGGGGGGAAAAAUAAGAAGAAGAGGAUUUACGGCACGGGAUCUUUAUCCCAAUCAAAAUUUUCUGAUGUUGGCAGCUCAUCCUCUGUCUCAUCUGGUCUUAAUGAAAACCCAGUUAUACAAGAAAUGACAGAGAAAUUAAAAGUGCAGUCGGAGCAGAUAAAUUUGCAGGCGGAGCAGAUAAAUUCACAAGCGGAGCAGAUAAAUUUGCAAGCGGAGCAGAUAAAUUCGCAGGCUCAUGAGCUGAGCGAUGUUCAACGACAGAUGUUUGAGAUGCGAUUUUUGAUUGAACAACUUACUGCAUCUACUCGCGGUAUUGUUCCUUCUUCCUCUUCUUCUCAGCCACAAUCGACUCAUUAA
Molecule: messenger RNA, 1119 nt
Organism: Diospyros lotus (date-plum)
Lineage: Eukaryota; Viridiplantae; Streptophyta; Magnoliopsida; Ericales; Ebenaceae
Exons: 5
Coding region: 1-1119 (372 amino acids)
Source: RefSeq, a predicted model, not a curated record